Messenger RNA from Vigna umbellata (rice bean), 1485 nucleotides. The record is from RefSeq and is a predicted model, not a curated record. Lineage: Eukaryota; Viridiplantae; Streptophyta; Magnoliopsida; Fabales; Fabaceae.
UUUAAAUGAUGUUGAGCGAUGUUUGAGUUCUAUAAAUAGGGUUCACCGCAGUUGAUUGUGAAGAAGAAAGUAAUAGAGAGUGAAAUGGGUGAGAAGUUAGAAGGUUGGGAGUGCAGUAGCAGUUUCCAGUGCUGUGGAAAUUUGUGGCCUAAGGCACACUAUCCUUCGAUGACGGCGGUGGAAGCGGGAAAGACGGUGGCGGAAUUAGAAGGAUCAGAGAGCAAAGUGGUUUUGUUCGGCGUUACGGGAAUGACGUGUGCUGCGUGCGCCGGAUCCGUUGAGAAAACCAUCAAACGCUUACCUGGAAUCCGAGAGGCCGUUGUUGAUGUCUUGAAUCAUAAAGCUCAGGUUCUUUACUUUCCUUCAAUGGUUAACGAGGAGAGGAUACGCGAGGCCAUUGAAGAUGCUGGAUUUGAAGCCAAAGUUAUUGAAGAAGACUCCAACUACACCUCAACUCAAAUAUGCCGCAUACACAUACGAGGCAUGACUUGUACCUCUUGCUCCUCCACUAUCGAAUCAGCUCUACAAUCCCUUCGUGGGGUGCACAAGGCACGAGUGGCCUUAACAACAGAAGAAGCAGAAGUCCACUAUGACCCCAAAAUCCUCACCCACAACUACCUAAUGGAAGCUAUACAAGGCACCGGGUUCGAAGCCAUACUAAUAAGCACAGGGGAACACAUGAGCAAGAUUGAACUUAAAAUUGAUGGCAUUAAAAACGACCAAUCCCUUGGUGCCAUUGAGCGCUCUCUCCGUUCAAUCCCUGGUGUUGAAACCAUAGACAUAUAUCCGGACAUUAACAAAAUUGCCAUAACUUACAUACCACACAUGACAGGACCAAGAACCUUCAUAGAAGUCAUAGAAUCCACUGGAUCAGGGUGUUUUAAAGCGGUGAUAUUUCCAAACGAUGAAGGAAGAGAAGCACUUAGACAACAGGAAAUUAACCGAUACUUCAAGCUUUUCAUAUGGAGUCUAGCUUUUACGAUUCCUGUUUUCUUGACAUCCAUGGUCCUCAUGUAUAUACCUGGAGUUAAACGUGUUUUGGAUGUCAAAAUUGUUAAUAUGUUGAAUAUUGGACUUCUCUUGAGGUGUGACUUUGCUACCCCGGUGCAGUUUAUCAUAGGUAGACGGUUCUAUGUUGGGGCAUAUAAAGCGUUGCGCAAGGGUUCUGCUAACAUGGAUGUGUUGAUAGCAUUAGGGACAAAUGCAGCAUAUUUCUAUUCUCUCUAUGUUGUGGAAAGAUCUGUUUUCUCUCGGCAUUUCAAAGGAAACGAUUUCUUUGAGACCAGCUCUAUGCUUAUUUCUUUUAUUCUGUUGGGUAAGUAUUUAGAAGUGUUAGCAAAGGGGAAGACAUCUCAGGCGAUUGCAAAGCUUAUGAACUUGACACCUGAGACAGCGAUCUUGUUAACUCAAGAUGAUAAGGGGGAUCCAUUAGUAGAUCACAUUCAACAUAAAUCUCUUCUACCGGAUCUUCUUCCAACGAUCUAA